GGAUAAGGAAGGCAUUAGUGGUCUUGGUGUCCUGAAAGCAGUUAGCAGCUGAAAGUGAAGUCUGCAUCCAGCACAGCAGCUGAAAUUCAGGAUGAUCUGGCUGAAAUACCUGGUUCCCUUGCUUCUAUGGACAUGUUGUACUGCUGCUGAUGAUGCAUGUAACAGGCUACCACCAGGAAUUAAUUUUGGAAAGCCCGUAUCUAUGGCAGGAGUAAUAGGACGUAGCGAAGCCACGUUUGAGUGCAACCAUGGAUAUAUCAUGGAAGGAUCUAGCUCUGUAACGUGUACUGGAGGAGUGUGGGGAGCUCUACCAAAGUGUUUGGCACCUUGCACGGUCACAAAAGAACAGCUUGAAGUCAAACACCUGAAUUUCCAUCCCUAUGGAGAGCACUCUCGGGUGUUUGAACAUAACACCACAGUGCAAUUUACAUGCAAGGAAAGAAAUAAGAGGAUGUCACCUUGGUCCAGGACCUGUAUUGAUGGGCACAUAGAACUGCCAUCAUGUACUGAAGUAUGUGACCAUGAAAUGCCUGAAGUUGAUUUCGGAAGCAUUGUAGGAAUCGAGGCAGUCCCAGGACGUAAAACUGUACAUUUUCAGUGCAGCCCUGGAUAUGUCAUGGAAGGAUCUGAAUCAGUAACAUGCUCUGCAGAACAGUGGGAGCCUCUACCAAAGUGUUUGGCACCCUGUAUCAUUACACAAGAGCAGUUGAAGGCCAACCACAUACUUUUUCCUGAUCACCAAGAUCAUUCACAACAGCUUGAGCACAACACUUCAGUGGAAUUUGUGUGCGCACAAGGAUACGGUUUAGUAAAACCUUUAAAAGCAACAUGUGUUGAUGGACAUGUGGAUUUGCCAGAAUGUUAUGAAGAAACAGAUUAUGAAUCCUUUGGCCGUUUACCAACUUCCAUCUCAGAACAUUUGAAAACAGGUAUAGAAUUGGAUGCAGGAAAUAUUUAACAGGCAUUUUUAGACAACAUAGGGUCUGCAAAAUCCUUAAUCGGUCAUCCCUACAACUGCCAAAAGCUGGUGCUGGUGCUGCUUCUUCAACUAUUUUCCCCAGUGAAUGCAGCUGUUUGGAAUGGAUAAUCAACCUAAACUACUUUAGCGAAGCCACACCUGCAAACUUCAUUAUGGGAAAAGUUCUCAAAAGGCUGCAAGAGAGAAUUUCUAACAACAUUCAUAUAAAACAAUUAGAAGCCUAAAGUUAUAGGAAGGAAAAAGUGCAACAGUGUUUUGCAUUCACAUUUCUGCCUCAAAACAUUGAGCUUACCAAUGUGGACUAGCAUCCCAAGUAGGGGUGGGCAGAAGGUAGAUCUCUAGAUGUACGAGAUGUCAACUCACAGCACUGGCACAGACACUGGGGAUUUGACAUCUGAAACUUCUGGAGAUGUGUGUUUUGCCCAUCCAGGCUUGAAAUAAAACUUUGGCUGUGUAUAAUUACAGUGGAAUUACGAUGUGCUGCCAGAGCUUUGUGCUGGCAAUGAGUUGUAAACUGAUUUUCCUUUGGGGUGGAGGAACAGGAAUCAUGGGCAAAGAUCCUGAGUGCCUUCUUGGUUCCUCCUGAGAGGCAACUUUCCUGAUUUGAAAAACAAAAUGGAAGACUGCUACUGUGGAAGAAGCCAGUGUCUAGAUCAAGGAGUGUGACCUGUGGGCCACAUGUAUGCCCCACUGCCACCUAAAUAACCUGUCUUGCAGUUGCACCACUGAAGUGCAGGCCACCAAGCAAAUCUAUCCAAUGUUCUCCAGAUACAUUUGCUUUGUGCUCAGGGUACAUUUGACCUCUGUCGUGGUUUGCUACUGAAUUCAGGAAGCAAACUGCCAACUCCUUUUUUUAAACCCCUGCCAUCAGCACCUUGAGUGUAUGGCUCAUGGGUGGAAGAGGAAUAAAAAUGGGCCACAUACAUCUUAUGCUUAGCCCAACUAGUAUGGAAGAGAGUUUCAGGAAAACUGGUUGUGAGGAUGGACUAAAGCACCUUCCACAGGGCCAUGGUCCUGGUUUAGUUUUUGCCCUCAGCCCUGUUGUUUCAAUUAGGUUUUUAAAAAGGAAAGAAAAGAACACAAGAUACUGAUCAUGAGUAUCCUGAAAUAUGAUGAAAAUGCUUUUGAAAGAGGGGAGGAUGAAAAGGAGUUGGGAACAUACUGCAACAUGGUCUGAGUGAGUAUGAAGAAAUUUGCUUCUAAUUUUGUAAAACGUAUUUGCUUUUAUUAAAGCAAUGCCAACACAUUAAAUUGGGGUAUGUAAAUAUAUAUCUUUCCUUCGUUUAAUCUUCGCUAUUUUUAUCCACAAUAAAAUCAUGAAGUACAUUAAGGUCAACAGCAAUGUAGUAUCAUUAAUUCUAGGAUUUUGUGGUUCUCUGUCAGACAAAUGUUUCCUAAAAACAUGAAGAUAGAGAUAAUAUAGCAUAUAUAAGAUACCUUUAUAUAUCUAUAAAGAAAAUCUUCAUAUCUGCAUAGUGCAUCCAUUUGAAAUAAAUGAAACAUUCAAGUC
Molecule: messenger RNA, 2489 nt
Organism: Varanus komodoensis (Komodo dragon)
Lineage: Eukaryota; Metazoa; Chordata; Lepidosauria; Squamata; Varanidae
Product: complement factor H-related protein 3-like
Exons: 7
Coding region: 92-958 (288 amino acids)
Source: RefSeq, a predicted model, not a curated record